CCGGGUGAUCAAAAUCUGGGAGACAUGGAUGCCUGAUAGUCGGAGGAAGUAACUGUUCUGUCUUGUUAAAAUGGAGAAACACACUGUGACCAAUGUCGAUGAGAUUUUGUUUGCUGCGAGGCAGGCCAGCAGGACAUAUGGUCUUAAAGGUGAUGACGAAUUCGUGCAUACUCCUGACGGCGAGGUUCCAAACGAGUAUGAGAGAAGCAAACUUCGCUUAGUUAGUGACAAGAUACCGUUGUCAGCAUGGCUAGUCUGUAUCGUCGAGACUGCAGAGCGCUUCUCGUACUACGGCACGGCCGGUCCCCUUCAGAACUACAUGCAGAAUCCUUAUGGAAGUGGCCUAAGACCUGGAGCUCUUGGCUUGGGUCAAGCGAAUGCCAGUAGCAUCUGGUACGGUUUCAACCUCUACAUGUUCGUCACCCCGCUUGUUGGUGGUGUUAUUGCCGACUCUUGGCUCGGUCGCUAUCGCACGAUUUGUUGGGGAGUCGCGUUUCAGUUGGCUGGGCUUCUAAUAAUCUUUUUGACCUCAUUGCCGUACUCACUUGAGCAUGGUGCGGGCCUUGGUGGCCUCAUCGCCACACUCGUCCUCCUUGGCACCGCUUCCGGCGGUAUUAAGUCUAACGUUUCGGUGAUGAUCUUUGACCAGUACCCUGAAACCAAGGCCAAGCUGCGUACCUUGAAAUCUGGUGAAAGGGUUAUUGUCGACCCUUUGAUCACUAUAACGAACAUUUACAUGGUCUUCUACAACUUGCUAUGUAUAGGAUGCCUUUCGGGUAUUCCGGCAACGUAUCUUGAGCUCAGAGUCGGCUUCUGGGCCACAUUUCUGCUAACUUUUUGCGUCUUUUGGAUCUCAGUAGUUGGACUUGCGCUCGGUCGGAAAAAAUAUGUGAGAAACAAGCCUCAGCCAGUACUUGGGAAGGCUUUUCAAGCUCUGUGGAUGGCCGUAAGAAAUGGCUUCAAUAUGAACGCGGCCAAGCCUUCUUUCCAGGCUCGAUUACGCCAAAUCGGACGAAAUGGCUCUUCCGAGCACAUAACGUGGGGUUGGGACGAUCGUUUUGUCGAGGAAUUGAAACGUGGACUAUAUGCAUGUCGAGUAUUCAUACCACUACCGAUUGCUUGGCUGUGCUACCUCCAAGCAAUGAACAAUUUGGUCUCUCAAGCUGGAACGAUGGAAACGCAUGGACUUCCAAACGAUAUUCUUUACAACUUCCAAUUGAUCAUCGAAAUAGUAAUAAUUCAGGUUCUACGAACACUAGUAUAUCCUUUACUUCGUAAUCGGCACAUCAAGCUCGGACCAAUACGUCGUAUUACCUUCGGAUUUGCUGCCGGUGUCCUGGCUACUGCUUGGGCAGCCAUCGUGCAGCAUAUUGUCUAUUCAGCGGGGCCAUGCUACGAGUUUCCACUCAUGUGCGAGGCCAGUAAAAACGGUACCAUACCGAAUCAGGUCAACGUGAUGUUGCAGUUUCCAUGCUACGUAUUGUUCGCCUUGAGUGAGGCAAUGUUUUCCAUCACCGCGGCCGAGUAUGCUUACACGAAAGCGCCGACGAGUAUGAAGAGCGUGGUGUCGGCGCUCAACCUAUUCACGGUCGCCGUAGCGAGCGCUUUGGGAAUUGCUGUUUCGCGGGCAGCUGUGAACCCAGGUCUGACUAUAAUGUAUUCCUCGCUUGCUGCCGUGUAUUUUGUAGUCACCUGUUUAUUUUGGUUCUUUUGUCGUGGAUACGACGAUCUAGAGGAACAAUUCUUUGACCUUGAUGCCAAGAGUAGUUCGCAAGCAAGUCAAUGAAAAAUUUGCAGAAGAUAUUGGCUCGGUACCUUAACAAUAUGGUUAUCGUCAAACUUUGCUGGCCUUGGCCUUGGGCUUGAUAGUGUAGAGCAGACCACAAUCUAUCUAACUUGGUGUACUAC
Truncatella angustata is the source of this 1908-nucleotide messenger RNA. RefSeq names its product Di/tri peptide transporter 2. Gene Ontology annotation, cellular component: fungal-type vacuole; plasma membrane. The transcript has 9 exons. The record is from RefSeq and is a predicted model, not a curated record. Gene Ontology annotation, biological process: transmembrane transport; oligopeptide transport. NCBI's taxonomy places the organism in Eukaryota, Fungi, Ascomycota, Sordariomycetes, Amphisphaeriales, Sporocadaceae. Gene Ontology annotation, molecular function: tripeptide transmembrane transporter activity; dipeptide transmembrane transporter activity. Bases 71 to 1786 code for a protein of 571 amino acids.